Molecule: messenger RNA, 1045 nt
Organism: Andrographis paniculata
Lineage: Eukaryota; Viridiplantae; Streptophyta; Magnoliopsida; Lamiales; Acanthaceae
Exons: 2
Coding region: 175-957 (260 amino acids)
Molecular function (GO): S-adenosylmethionine-dependent methyltransferase activity
Source: RefSeq, a predicted model, not a curated record
GCACAUAUUUCCAUGGCUCUCGAUCAGGUGCUAAAAAUAAUAUACAGCACCUGCUAGUCUGUUACCUGUAUCUUUUAUACGAUGUCCUCUCUAUAGUCUAACGCAUACUAUAACAAGUUUCCCAUCUAAUUAAGGUUAUAAAAAGAUUCCGAUCUACAUAGCAGCAACAAUAUAAUGGCAGGUUUGUACGACAAGCAAGCCGAGUUGUACUCUCAAUUCCGGCCAACAUAUCCGCCAGAGUGGUAUGCAACGUUCGCCGGCUUAACAACUCGCCGCGCCCUCGCCUGGGAUGUCGCCACGGGCAACGGCCAGGCCGCCGUCGGUCUGGCGGAGCAUUACGAGCGGGUAACGGCGACGGAUAUAAGCACAGCUCAGCUCGAACAUGCUAUGCAACACUCGCGAAUUCAUUACCUCCACACGCCGUCAACCUUAUCGGACGACGAGCUCGUGAGCAUGGUCGGGGGAGAAAGCUCCGUCGAUCUGAUCACGGUAGCGCAAGCAAUCCAUUGGUUCGACCUUCCUCGAUUCUACGCAGUCGCAAACCGAGUCCUGAGGAAGCCGGGAGGGGUCAUCGCCGUAUGGGGGUACAACGACAUGCUCGUUUGCCCCGCAGUCGACGCUGCCGGUAAACGAUGGUACGAGACAACCCAGCAGUAUUGGAGACCGGAGCUGAGGCCAUUUUUCGGAGGAUACCGAACGCUCGCAUUCCCGUUCGAGAGCGUGGGGAUGGGCGAGGAGGGGAAUCCGGUGGAAGUCGAGAUGGUGAAGGAGUUGUCGUUCGAUCAGUAUCUCGGAAUGAUGAGGUCGUGGUCGGCUGUUAGGAUGGCUAUGGAUGAGGGAAUUGAUUUGCUGUCCGAGGCGGCGGUUAAGGAGCUCACGGCGGUGUGGGGCGGCGCCAAUCUGGUGAGGACUGUGGUGUAUAAGGGCAUGAUGCUGGCCGGAAAAGUUAAGUGUUAGGAUUGAUGUCAUGUAUAUGAAUGAAAGGUAUUGGUAUGUAGGGAAAUUUUCCCUUUUACAUUGAAAUUGAGACGAUUUUUAAAUUGAA